GACACUGGACUUAAGAGACAAGUUGAUGAGCCGACAUGCCGAGUGGAUCAGUGAAGUUGCAGAGCAUUAAAAAGCUGGGACAAGAAAACCAAAGCUAUGAGUUUUCAGAUGAAGAACCAGCUGGCUCCUAUAUGACGAUGACAGCUUCCAAGGAGGAUGAAAAAGGGAAAGGAGAUGCAGAGCAACCGGCAAUCAGAGUCGGCUUCUUCCAACUGUUCCGUUUCGCCACGUGCAACGAGGUGAUGAUGAUGGUGUUCGGCAGCAUCUGCGCCAUCCUGCACGGCUCGGCCCAACCCCUUAUGCUGCUGGUGUUCGGCCUGCUCACAGACACCUUCAUCGAGUAUGACAUCGAACUGAACGAGCUAAGUGACGACAGGAAAGAGUGCGUGAACAACACGAUCCAGUGGAAGAGGAACUACACGGCAGCGUAUGAUGGGAACUCACAGAAUUUGUCAGGCUGGGGCCUCAUAAACAAUGCAACAUGGGAGAUGCUCACACCGCUGAAGCCCAGGUCGUGUGGGAUUCUUGACAUUGAAUAUGAAAUGACCCUGUUUGCCUUCUAUUAUGUUGGAAUUGGAGCAGCUGUAUUCUUACUGGGGUACUUCCAGAUCUCCCUGUGGGUGACAGCGGCUGCCAGACAGAUCCAGCUCAUCAGGAGGAUGUACUUCAGUAAAGUGAUGAGGAUGGAGAUCGGCUGGUUCGACUGCACCUCUGUGGGAGAGCUCAACACUCGCAUGUCAGAUGAUAUCAACAAGAUCAAUGAUGCCAUUGCGGAUCAGGUUGCUAUUUUCCUGCAGCGUUUCACCACCUUUGUGUGUGGCUUCUGCAUCGGGUUUGUAAAAGGAUGGAAGCUGACGCUCGUCAUUGUGGCGGCCAGUCCGCUGAUCGGUCUUGGAGCUGGUCUCAUGGCUCUGUUUGUUGCCAAGCUAACAGGGAUGGAGUUGCAGGCGUACGCCAAAGCCGGAGCUGUAGCUGACGAGGUUCUCUCCUCCAUCAGGACUGUGGCUGCUUUUGGUGGAGAAUUGAAAGAGGUAGACAGGUAUGACAGGAAUUUGGUCUCAGCGCAGCGCUGGGGCAUCAGGAAAGGUCUGAUCAUGGGCUUUUUCACCGGAUACAUGUGGCUGAUUAUCUUUCUAUGCUAUGGUCUGGCCUUCUGGUACGGCUCCAGUCUGGUGGUGGACACUGAGGAGUACACACCAGGGACGCUACUGCAGGUCUUCUUUGGUGUCCUGAUAGCAGCUAUGAAUUUAGGCCAGGCUUCCCCAUGUCUGGAGGCGUUCGCUGCAGGCAGAGGAGCUGCUACCAUCAUCUUUGAGACGAUUGAUAGAGAGCCUGAGAUUGAUUGUUUAUCUGAGGCGGGAUAUAAACUCGACAGGGUCAAAGGAGAUAUUGAGUUCCACAAUGUGACCUUCUACUACCCCUCCAGACCUGAAGUCAAGAUCUUGGACCAACUGAGUGUUGCUGUGAAAUCAGGCGAGACAACAGCCUUCGUUGGUCCAAGUGGAGCUGGAAAGAGUACAGCAGUUCAACUCAUUCAACGUUUUUAUGACCCCAAAGAAGGCAUGGUGACCCUGGACGGUCAUGACAUCAGAGGGCUGAACAUCCAAUGGCUGCGCUCGCUGACUGGCAUCGUGGAGCAGGAGCCGGUGCUGUUCGCCACCACCAUCGCUGAGAAUAUUCGCUACGGGCGACCUGGCGUCUCCAUGGAGGACAUUAUCUCUGCUGCGAAGGAGGCCAACGCCUACAACUUCAUCAUGGAUCUGCCACAGAAAUUCGACACCUUGGUGGGGGAAGGUGGAGGUCAGAUGAGCGGAGGUCAGAAGCAGCGUAUCGCCAUCGCUCGAGCCCUGGUCAGGAAUCCUCGCAUCUUGCUGCUGGACAUGGCAACCUCUGCCCUUGACAACGAGAGUGAGGCUGUAGUACAAGAAGCCCUCGAUAAAGUACGCCUGGGUCGCACCACCAUCUCUAUUGCUCACCGUCUGUCCACCAUAAAGAACGCCGACGUGAUCGUUGGCUUCGAGCACGGCCGAGCCGUGGAGAGGGGCAAACACAACGAGCUGCUUGAGAGGAAGGGGGUCUACUUCACUCUGGUCACGCUGCAAAGCCAAGGGGACAAGGCUCUGAAUGAAAAGGCUCGACAGAUGGCUAACAAGGAGGAAGAAUCAGAAAAGCUGAGCCUUUCCAGAGCAGGAAGCUACCGUGCCAGCUUGAGAGCUUCAAUCCGCCAGAGGUCCCGGUCUCAGGUCUCCAAUAUUAUCCAAGAAUCCUCUAUAGCCAUCCCUGCAGAUGUCAGCCCCCGGACCUACUCCAUGUCCCAGGCAAAUAAAUCCAAGGAUGCUAUCCCAGAGGAGGAUGAGGAUGAACUUGUAGAGCCUGCUCCUGUUGCCAGGAUCUUAAAGUACAACAUACCGGAGUGGCCCUACAUGCUUUUUGGAUCCAUCGGAGCAGCCGUUAAUGGAGGCGUCAACCCCGUCUACUCGCUACUCUUCAGUCAAAUCUUGGCGACGUUUUCAGUAACAGAUCCUGUGGCUCAGAGGAAGGAGAUUGAUAGUAUCUGCCUGUUCUUUGUCAUGGUCGGCGUGGUCUCUUUCUUCACUCAGAUGCUGCAGGGUUAUGCCUUCUCUAAGUCAGGAGAGCUGCUGACCCGCAGGUUACGGCGCCUUGGCUUCCACGCCAUGCUGGGACAGGAGAUCGGCUGGUUUGAUGAUCACAGGAACAGCCCCGGAGCUCUGACCACGCGCCUGGCCACCGACGCCUCACAAGUUCAAGGAGCAACAGGCUCUCAGAUCGGCAUGAUCGUCAACUCUCUGACCAACAUCGGCGUGGCCGUCCUCAUGUCCUUCUACUUCAGCUGGAAGCUCACGCUGCUCAUCCUGUGCUUCCUGCCUUUCCUCGCUCUGUCAGGUGGCUUCCAGGCUAAGAUGCUAACAGGGUUCGCUAAGGAGGACAAAAUAGCCAUGGAGGCUGCUGGACGGAUUUCUGGCGAGGCGCUGAACAACAUCCGCACCAUCGCAGGACUGGGGAAAGAGAGGAGUUUUGUGGAAAUGUUCAACGCCCAGCUCGAGGCUCCGUACAGAGCGGCCCUGAAGAAAGCCAACGUAUACGGAGCGUGCUACGGUUUCGCACAGUGCAUCGUCUUCCUGACCAACUCUGCCUCCUACAGGUUUGGAGGUUACCUGGUGCGGCAGGAGGGGCUUCAUUUCAGCUUGGUGUUCAGAGUGAUCUCGGCUAUCGUCACCAGCGGCACAGCCCUCGGGAGAGCCUCCUCUUACACCCCCGACUACGCCAAGGCCAAGAUAUCCGCCGCUCGCUUCUUCCAGCUGCUGGACCGUGUGCCUCAGAUCAGCGUCUACAGUGCUAAGGGAGAUAAAUGGGAUAACUUCCAGGGAAACAUCGAAUUCAUUGAAUGUAACUUCACCUACCCCACCAGGCCGGACAUCCAGGUCCUGAACGGGCUGAGCGUGUCAGUAAAGCCCGGGCAGACGCUGGCCUUCGUGGGUAGCAGCGGUUGUGGGAAGAGCACCAGCGUCCAGCUGCUGGAGAGGUUUUAUGAUCCUGACCAGGGCAGAGUGCUGAUUGAUGGCCGGAACUCGACUGAUGUCAGCGUGGCCUUCCUGCGCUCCAAGAUCGGCAUCGUGUCCCAGGAGCCCAUCCUGUUCGACUGCAGCAUCGCCGACAACAUCAAGUACGGCGACAACAUGCGGGAAAUCAGCAUGAAUGAGGUCAUAUCAGCCGCCAAGAAGGCCCAGCUCCACGACUUUGUGAUGUCACUCCCAGAGAAAUACGACACCAACGUAGGCGCCCAGGGUUCCCAGCUGUCCCGUGGUCAGAAGCAGCGCAUUGCCAUAGCCAGAGCGAUCAUACGUGACCCGAAGAUCCUGCUCCUGGACGAGGCCACUUCAGCCUUGGACACGGAGAGCGAGAAGACGGUGCAAGAAGCGCUGGACAAAGCCAGAGAGGGUCGCACAUGCAUCGUCAUCGCCCACCGCCUGUCCACCAUCCAGAACUCGGAUAUCAUCGCUGUCAUGUCCCGGGGAUUCCUCAUGGAGAAGGGGACGCACGACCAGCUCAUGGCCCUGAAGGGAGCGUACUACAAGCUGGUUACCACGGGAGCACCAAUCAGCUAACUGCUCGGGGAAAUGAGCAGACGAUUAGUAAGGCAGCCGCAGGAAACCAGUGGAGGGAUCAGUGUUAUUGUGAUACACGGAUACGGGCUGUUAGAGGGAUUCAUAUCAUUAAGUAUGAACCCAAUCUGCAGACAGCCUUACAGUAUUUAUUUUUGUGUGGGAAUCCUGCCAUGAACGAGGUUACACAUGUGAGCUAGGGGGAUUUUUUUUAAACUCAUUGUCUUUUUACUAUUUGUUUUGAAUAGGACUUUACUAUAGGCAUCAUGAUACAAGGGCUAUUAGGGAGCAUCUGAAAAAUUAGAAUAUCAUGAACUGGUUUAUUUUUUUCAUUGAGAAAGGUAAAUUUUCAUAAAUUCUGGACUCAUCUCAAACAAGGUGAAAUAUUUCAAGACUGUUUUUGUUUAAAUGUUGAUGAUUACAGCUCACAAAAAUCCCCAGUCUCAAAAUAUUAGAAAACCACAAAACAUCAGUCCAUACUACAGAAAUGUUGACCUUCUGGAAAAUCAUGCACACACAUUAGUUGGAGCUUCUUUUGCACAAAUUUAUGCACCAAUGCGACAUGGCACUGGAGGCAAUCAGUCCGUGGCACUGCUGGUGCAUCCACUCGGAGGAGGCUGGGGAGAUGGAGUCUGAUCAGGAUACCUUCCUGUGAUGGUCCAACUGGGAGGAGACCCCAGGGCAGACCCAGGACUCACUGGAGGGGUGAUAUACCCCAUGAUGCCUGGGAGCGCCUAAGAAUCCCUCAGGAGGAACUGAAACCCGACCCUGGAGCAGGGGAAAAAGAUGCAUGGAACUUAAACAUGAAGUGUAAAACAAAAAGUCUUGAAAUACUUCACUUUGUAUGUGAUUGAUCUAGAGUAUAUGUACGUUUAACUUUUUGGCUCAAAUUACAAGAAAUAAAUUAACUUUUCCAUGAUAUUCUGAUUGACAUUCAGCUGUAUUGCCAAAUUGAUUUCCUUAUUUUUAUCAUUUUAUUAAAACCGUAUGCAGGUUGUUAUUAAUUUGUAGGGGUUUUAGUAUUUUUAUUUUUGUAUAUAUAAAGCAAUAAUUUAAAAAAAGGGUGAAAAUUCUUCAGCCUUAAUUUUAAAAAUUGUCACACAGAAAGCAUAAAAUAUGUUUACUUCAUCAGCAGAGGUGUCAGUUUACACAGGUCACAGUUUGGCUCAGUUCAACAGUAAAAACAAGUCCUAGAUGAAUUAAUUGAGGAAACUUUUAUUUUGAAAUGGCAGGUGUGUAAGUUACAGCUGUGAAAGUUGUUACAGUUUUAACAUUUACUAAUACAAAACUAUGCAAAAUAAAUAGCAAUACAAAAACUGAAUAAAAUAUGUGCAUCUAGGAGCAUUUUACCAUAUCUAGGAUCUAUAAAGUGUACUGUCACUUGUUGCUCAAUUACAGUAGAUAAGUUUAAUUCUCCUAAUGUUAAAACAGAAUUGAAAUGAAAGAUUUCAGUCCAACAUGCUAUAAAAAUGUUUGUCUCAUGUAUCUGCUUUUUUAAAAAUACAUUUAAUUCCUUAUCAAUUAAACCAUUGAAAUACUGAUGGGACUGUAAUUUUGUAACAAUGUAUUUUUUAUGCUGUAUUUUAAUAAAACAUUAUUUCUACA
Messenger RNA from Cheilinus undulatus (humphead wrasse), 5729 nucleotides. RefSeq names its product bile salt export pump-like. Lineage: Eukaryota; Metazoa; Chordata; Actinopteri; Labriformes; Labridae. Gene Ontology annotation, cellular component: membrane. Gene Ontology annotation, biological process: transmembrane transport. The transcript has 30 exons. Gene Ontology annotation, molecular function: ATP hydrolysis activity; ABC-type transporter activity; ATP binding. The record is from RefSeq and is a predicted model, not a curated record. The coding region runs from base 36 to 4127 and encodes 1363 amino acids.